Hemiscyllium ocellatum (epaulette shark) is the source of this 663-nucleotide messenger RNA. Its product is annotated as EEF1A lysine methyltransferase 3-like. The transcript has 3 exons. Gene Ontology annotation, molecular function: protein-lysine N-methyltransferase activity. Bases 1 to 663 code for a protein of 220 amino acids. Gene Ontology annotation, biological process: peptidyl-lysine methylation. Lineage: Eukaryota; Metazoa; Chordata; Chondrichthyes; Orectolobiformes; Hemiscylliidae. The record is from RefSeq and is a predicted model, not a curated record. Gene Ontology annotation, cellular component: cytosol; cytoplasm.
AUGACUGCCCAGCAGGAACAGAAGCUGCCUAUCAUAUUCGACUACCAUUUUGACCAAAGCAGACUAACUAGUCGUUAUGAGUUUUGUGGGUACGAAUUGAACAUCACUCGGGAUUUUAGCAAAAACCUUGGCAUACCAGCAGUCAUCUGGGAACCUGGCCGUGUUCUCUGUCAAUUCUUUGAGAAAGAGCAGAUUAACUUUACUGGAAAGAAAGUGAUUGAAUUGGGGGCAGGCACUGGCAUCGUGGGAAUUCUAGCCAUCCUGCUUGGGGGAGAUGUCACGUUGACCGACGAACCGAUCGUUCUAAGUCAGAUCCAACACAACGUCUCCAACAAUAUUCCAGCAGCCAGCCUACACCGUUCAGAAGUCGCUGCACUUUCCUGGGGGAAAGACAAUGAUCAGUUCCCUUCAGAUUAUGACUACAUCCUUGGCUCGGACAUUGUCUACAAAUUCUAUGAGUUCCACUUACUGAUAAAUACCCUGCUACACCUAAGCAACCCAAAUACCAUCAUUUACUUUUCGACCAAAAUGCGUCAGGAGAUGGGAGCCAUUACAUUUCACGAAAACCUCAUCCCACAGCAUUUUAAUUCCGAAAUCGUUCAUAGAGUCUCGGAGAAAGAUAUCAAUGUGUACAAAAUAACAAAAAAAUGUUCGAUCAUAUAA